GUGCAAAUGAAAUGCACGUCGACUUGGUGGGGGAGUUAGAAAAAUGGCCGCCGAAACUUUUUGUUGAAGUGUGUAAUAUAAAUAACAAGUGUUAAAAUGCAUUGCUGGAACGGCUUUUAAAAGGACCGAAACAUUUUGAUGAAUCUCCUGACGAGCAGUCUGCAGGGCACGGCGACGACGAGGACCAGGACCAUAGCGACGACGACGACAUUGUGGGCCGCGUCGACGACACCGACUACGACAGAUGAGUGACGGCGGAGGCGGCGGCGUGGUUGCGAUGCCGGGGGCUGUGCCCGCCGGCGAGCGCCGGCUCCGGCAGCUCGAGGGCAUGGUUCUGGGCGGGCCGACCGUCGCCCGCGACAAGGGUCUCAGCAUCGAGACCCUGCUCGACAUACUGCUGGUGCUCUACGACGAGUGUUGCAACUCGAGUCUCAGACGGGAGAAGACGGUCUCGGACUUCAUUGAGUUCGUAAAACCAAUAGCGACCACGGUGAAGAAUCUUCGAUUGACGAGGGACGAUUUCGAAAUAUUAAAGGUCAUCGGCAGGGGAGCCUUCGGCGAAGUAUGUGUGGUGAAGGUGCGAAGCUCGGAGAAGGUCUUCGCCAUGAAGAUCCUCAACAAAUGGGAGAUGCUGAAGAGAGCCGAAACGGCCUGCUUCAAGGAGGAACGCGACGUGCUAGUCUACGGAGAUCGCCGAUGGAUCACACAUUUACACUAUGCAUUUCAGGACGAAUCCAAUUUGUACCUAGUUAUGGACUAUUACUGCGGCGGCGAUUUACUCACGUUGCUAAGCAAAUUCGAAGAUCGUCUUCCAGAAGAAAUGGCCAGGUUUUACAUUGCCGAAAUGGUGCUGGCUAUAGAUUCAAUUCACAAUCUAGGAUAUGUUCAUAGAGAUAUUAAACCCGAUAAUGUAUUACUGGAUGCGAACGGACACAUUAGAUUAGCAGAUUUUGGUAGUUGUUUAAAAUUGAACGAGGACGGCACUGUGCAAUCCAACGUGGCUGUGGGAACUCCCGAUUACAUUUCACCGGAGAUUCUACGAGCAAUGGAAGAUGGACAGGGCCGAUAUGGUCCCGAAUGUGAUUGGUGGUCUUUGGGCGUGUGCAUGUAUGAAAUGUUGUUCGGCGAGACACCAUUCUAUGCCGAAAGUCUGGUGGAGACGUACGGAAAAAUUAUGAAUCACAAAAAUUGUUUUGACUUUCCCACAGACGUCGAAGUGUCUGACGCUGCGAAAGAUCUAAUCAAACAACUUAUAUGUAGCCAAGAAUUCAGACUUGGCCAACAUGGAAUUCAAGAUUUUAAAAAUCAUCCGUGGUUUGAGGGCGUGGACUGGGAGGGUAUCCGCGACAGCAACGCCCCUUACAUACCGGAAGUUUCUAGUCCAACCGACACAUCAAAUUUCGAUGUCGAUGAUGCCGACAUCCGAAUGUCGGACGCGAUGCCUCCAACCGCUAACAACGCCUUCACAGGGUUACAUCUGCCCUUCAUAGGUUUUACGUUCACUCAAGGAAGUUGUAUAUGUGAUUUGAGUGAUCUCUCUGUUCACAUCUCGAACUCGAACAUGACGGAAAUCCAAAACAAACGCAAUCAGGGCAACAUCAUGGCCCUGGCACUGAAUCAAGAGAAGGAAAUGGACAAGCGAAUGUCGCCGGACGGCACCAGGAAACUGCAAGACGAAAUAAAUACGUUAACGAAACGGAACUGCGAACUGGAGUCGCAGUUACGCAGCCUCGAGGCUGGUAACUCGAGUGGCAUGCACAUUGACAGUCACGACGGCGCCGACAGUAGCAAAAUUAAGGAAUUAGAAAAACUUGUGCGGGUGCUUAAACAGGAAAAGGAAGAAGCCAUGAAGGACCGACAAGAUUUACAGGAGAAACUCAAAUUCCAAGACAAGGAGUUGAAGGACACGUUGGCUCAAAAGAAGCUGGCGAUGACCGAAUACGCCGAAGUGUCGGACAAAUUGGCCGAACUGCGAAGACAAAAAGACAAAUUCUCACGACAAGUCCGCGACAAAGAGGAGGAGUUAGAGACGGUCAUGCAGAAGGUCGACACUCUGAGAAACGACAUUAGACGGGCGGAGAAACUUCGCAGGGAGUUAGAGAGUCGGGUGGACGAGGCACAGGCCGAAGCCACCAAGGAAAGGAAAUUGAGGGAACGAUCAGAGGAGUACUGCCGGCAGAUGCAGGCGGAAUCCGACAGGCUGCGUGUGAGGAACGAGCUAGGACCGAGAGAUCAGCAAGACUCGUUGAGGCUGAAAGCGGAACUGGAGAAAUUAGAGGUUCAGUACAAUGAAAGUCUCACGCAGCAACAAGCAAGAUUCAACAUGGAGUUAACUUCGUUAAGAGAGCAACUGAGUGAGGCUGAGAGUCACAGGGAGUUAUUGGAAAGAGAGGCACAGGCAAUGAAAGAGAAAAUGGAGAAAUCCAGGCAGGAGGCAGCAACAGAAACUGAACAAAUUGUACUCGAGCUGAAACGGCGACAUGACAGAGAAAAGCAAAUUUUAUUGGAAGACAAUAAUAAACUUAGUUCAAAUGUUGAGUUUUUGUCAGAAUCAAUGAAUAGACUACAGUCAGAACGUGCCAACCUUGAAACGGAAUAUGAGCAGUUGCGUAACAAACAAGAUGCUCUGGACCAAUGGGAGUCCCAACUCUCGGAGAUCAUUCAGUGGGUGAGCGACGAGAAAGAUGCCAGAGCCUAUUUGCAAGCUUUGGCGACCAAGAUGACCGAAGAAUUAGAAUAUCUGAAACAUACGGGAGUUUCGAAUGUCGUGGGCGGUACAGAUAAGAACUGGCGGAACAGGCGAUCACAAAAACUGGAAAAGAUGGAACUGCUGAAUUUGCAGAGUUCACUGCAGUCGGAGAUCCAGGCCAAACAGGCCAUUAGCGAAGAUUUAAGUAAAACGAGGGAGGCGUUACUUGCUGCUCAGAAAGAACUGAGAGAACAAAGACAACGAAACGAAGCCUUGGGAUUGGAUCUUAAAAGAAAGGAGAAGCAGAUCAAGGAUUUCCAAAAUCGAUUGGAUUCUGAAGGAUUUUUGGAGCGACCCUCUUCCCAAAUGUCAUACUUGGACCAAUUCUUGAAGGAGAACAACUCCUCGUCGCAGCAGAUCCAGAACCUAAACUACGACCAAGCUCUGCAAUCCAACUUGCUGUACCAAGGCGGAUCGAUCGAGUCCGAGGAAGGGGAUAUUGAAGACAACCGAGCCUUGAGCAUGACCAGCUCUAAAAGCAAUCUAUCCGAGUUGAGCCUGCACGAACCACAGGUCCAAAUGAAACACAAAGCCCACCAGUUCUUGGUUCGAACCUUCUCUAGUCCGACGAAGUGUAGUCACUGCACCUCGUUGAUGGUGGGACUGAUGCGACAGGGCAUGGUCUGCGAGAUUUGCGGCUUCACCUGUCACACGUCGUGUUGUCCACACGUCCCGGCCGUUUGUCCCGUACCCCCAGAUCAAACAAAACGACCAUUGGGCAUUGAUCCGACAAGAGGAAUCGGUACCGCGUACGAAGGCUACGUCAAAGUACCCAAACAGGGUGGUGUCAAAAAAGGUUGGGUGAGACAAUUCGUUGUUGUCUGCGACUUCAAGCUAUUUUUGUACGACAUAUCAACCGACCGUAAUGCCUUACCAAGUGUUCAUGUAGCUCAAGUAUUAGAUAUGCGAGAUCCACAGUUUAGUGUUAGUAGCGUUAAAGACUCGGAUGUUAUACACGCCAACAAAAAAGACAUCCCAUGCAUCUUCAAAAUCACGUCUUCAUUGAUGGAACCACCAGGUCCACGCAACUCCACCCUAAUGCUGGCCGAUAGUGAAGCGGAAAAGAACAAGUGGGUGGUGGCGUUGGCAGAGUUGCACCGCAUCAUGAAGCGCAAUAACCUGCCCAACACCACAGUGUUGGUUGCCCGGGAACUGAUCGACAACUCCGUUAAUCUACUGCGUAAUACUCUCAGCGCCGCCAUCAUUGACCCAGACCGUAUUGUGCUCGGCACCGAGGAAGGUAUGUACUGCAUCGACCUGGAUCGGUCCGAAAUAGCACGCAUUGGGGAGGCGAAGAAAUUAAGUCAGUUGGAGUACAUCAGUGAAGAACACCUGCUGGUGGUUGUCAGUGGAAAGCAGCGACACGUGAGGCUGGUGCCGAUUAGGGCGCUUGAUGGUGAUGACACAGAAUGGAUUAAAGUGGCGGAGAGUAAGGGAUGUUCGGUGCUAACGGUCGGAUCGGUGCUUAAGGCACCCCUCACUUUCUGUCUCUGUAUUGCCAUUAAGAAACAACAAAACCAAUCGAUAAUUAGCAUAUAUGAAAUUACCAGAACAAGGACACGACAUCAAAGGAUUCGUGAAUUUGUCAUUCAAGUUAACGUGCAGUCACUUCAAUUCCUCUCCGACGGAAGAUUGUGCGUGGGAUCUCCCUCCAGUUUUAUAGUUUAUGAUGUUCAAAGUGCUGAUCAACAGCUAAUAUGCUUGUUGCAUCCAGAUAAUCCAUUGUACCAAAUGAUAACGUGCAAUUCAAUAGAUGCGUUAAGGGUAAUUGAACUACCCAGACACGAAUAUUUACUAGUUUUUGGUACAUUGGCCGCUUAUGUCGACAGAAAUGGCAGGAAGUCCAGAGAAAGAGAAAUUAUGUAUCCUGCUGUACCUACUGCCAUAGGUUACAGAGAUGGACAUCUGAUUGUUUAUAGCGACACUCACAUAGAUAUAUUCAAUUGUGCUACAGGAGAAUGGGUGCAAACCAUCAAUAUAAAGAAGGCGAAACCUCUCAAUGAAAGCGGAUCGCUGUCGCUUUGCAUUUUGAACGAUUUAACGCACUUGCUUUAUAUGUCCAACAUUCAUCAGAGAGAACUGUUAAAUUUAGACAAUAUUGUCACCUUGGAUAGGGAUGGUAGAACAAUUCAAAAGACCAGGCGAAGGUUCUCUCUUAGAGAAGGAAACAGAUCGCAGAGAAUGAACACAGAUAGACGAUCACGUCUUAUUUCGGCACCGACCAAUUUCAACCACAUCAGUCACAUGGGACCCGGCGAGGGGAUCCAGCGACAACGGUUAAUCGACUUAACAACGAACUUGGUAGAUAGUCAAGACCCCAACGUGUAUCCUCCCCAACCCCAACCCCGAACGCAGAAUGUGAAGCUGACUGCGCCUCCGAAACACGGAGAGCGAAAGCGACCGGAAAUCUCGAAUCCAACGCCGAUCAGGCCCUCGUUUCCAGCAUACAACGGUGCUAAGAGGACUGCACCACCACGGCCAAGAGAUUUGCCGCCAGCACUGCCUCGACCGUCGGACACGUCUCCAUCUCCUGAUCCGGCCAGCAUUGGUAGCAUGUCAUCUUUACAUGACAUGAUCAAGCAUCAACUAUUCCACUACAGCGCUGAUACGUAAUCUUACUGUCUGGGAGUGACUACAUUUAAGUAUCUGUGAUAAUCAAAUGGGAACGGAUAAGAAUAGUCCAAGACACUCAAUAGCUUCGAAUAACAGCUCGAAUAUAUCGACGCCUCCCUCUCCACAAGCGGACCACCCGCACAGUUCUAGCUACGAAAGCUAAACUAUGCCAUCAAAAUAUAUUGAACCCACAUAAAUACUAUAAUGUCAAAUAAAAGAUGUUCAAAUAUGUCGUUAACCGGUGUAUAAGCCGUCUAAUCCUCAACGCAUAAUCAAACUCGUAGAUAAGUUUAUAUCUAGCAUGAAUGCAUUUUGCAAGUUAGCCUUUGGUUUUGUAGUAUUAGACAAUUUAUACAUCUAGACUGAUUAGUUACCUCAGAAUAAGAUUUACGUAAAACAUGGAAGUUUUAAAACAAUAACUAUGAUAUAUUGGCGUAUGUGGCUAUUAGGGGAUGAUUGUUUCAAAUUUUAUUUCGAAUGUUUUCGGUCCGAAUAUUUGCACCUAAUAGCCUCAUAUAAUACAUUUAAUUAGAUUUAGGAGGCACUUGUACUUAAUAUUUUUAUUUCUUGUACAUUUUUGUGUAUUGAUUUUAAUUAUUUAGCAUGUCUGCUUUGUUCAUAAUUUAAUUAAAUUAUGUGUUUACCAAGUGUAAAAUAAGAGUCAAUAAGUGUUGUACGAAUUUUAUUGAAAAAUAUAUUUUAUUUCCAAUGAUGAAUUUAUAAAUGGAACAAUUUCAUUUUUGUGAAAUUGUUUCAUUUAAUUUAUAUUUAUAUAUUUUAUAUUUAUAUCUAUUUAUUGCUUUGUUUUUUAUAUUUCACUAUCAAAAAUAUUUUAUCCUAGCAAAGUUAACAAUUUGUAGGUUUUUAAGGAGUAUUCGAAUAUUCAAUAUUAUUCCACUAAAUUCCAUAUAAAUUUUAUCAGUCAAUUAGUCAUAAUGGAUUAAGACGUGCUUUCGUAUAUAAAUUUUAUAUUAUUGUCUGUACCAACCCAUGUAGUGACCCUUUGAUAAUUAUAAUAAUUAAGUUUAAUUUCCUCUAAGGUUAAAAUCACAAGGGAGCAUGAACAUUGGUUGGUGAAAUAUUCAAUUAAUUUUUGAUAUUACAGUAUUGAUCAUUGAGGUAUCUUGUAUUAUUGCAUUGUUUGUCAUUUCAUUGUAACCAAUUUUGUUAGUACAAUUUUUUAUUAUUUAUUAAGCAAAUUUACAGUGAGACAAUAUUAGUAUUUGUGAGUGACUAAUUAAUAGAAUUUCAUAAUUAGAUUUUGUACUUGUUGAAAUAUCAAUUUAAUAAAAUUCUAGUCACUUUUACAAAUACAGUAAAUACAUUUUUCUUGAGAAAAUGUGAAUUUUCGACUAAUUAUAUUAUUAUGGUGCAUUAAAUUUUACCUUUGUGAUGAUUUUUCAUUGAUUUUGAAAUUAUGUGAUGUAUGUUCACAAAAUAUUAACAUGUAACAAACUAGAGGACAUAUUUAUUUUAUUAAUAGAGUAACUUAUAUUAACAAAUAUGAAUAGUAUUAUAUAUAAAUUCACAAAUAACAUUUAAGUUAUAAUCUAUUUUGUUUGUGUGUUUUUACUAUUUCAAUUUAGUGUGUAACUCUUCUAUUUAUUUAUCUUAUACAUUUCAGAAAUAGUUUGCUUUCUAUUCUAUUUCCAAUUGUAUAAUCCGAACAAACCUAUGGUAAUAAAAAGUUUAAAUAUU
Aethina tumida (small hive beetle) is the source of this 7060-nucleotide messenger RNA. It is a transcript of the gene gek, whose product is annotated as serine/threonine-protein kinase Genghis Khan. Gene Ontology annotation, molecular function: protein serine/threonine kinase activity; ATP binding. Bases 245 to 5362 code for a protein of 1705 amino acids. Lineage: Eukaryota; Metazoa; Arthropoda; Insecta; Coleoptera; Nitidulidae. The record is from RefSeq and is a predicted model, not a curated record. Gene Ontology annotation, biological process: actomyosin structure organization; peptidyl-threonine phosphorylation. The transcript has 24 exons. Gene Ontology annotation, cellular component: cytoskeleton; cytoplasm.